This is a messenger RNA of Odocoileus virginianus texanus, 3229 nucleotides long. Its product is annotated as butyrophilin subfamily 1 member A1-like. Gene Ontology annotation, molecular function: protein binding; ubiquitin protein ligase activity. Gene Ontology annotation, biological process: regulation of gene expression; innate immune response; protein ubiquitination. The record is from RefSeq and is a predicted model, not a curated record. Gene Ontology annotation, cellular component: cytoplasm. Lineage: Eukaryota; Metazoa; Chordata; Mammalia; Artiodactyla; Cervidae.
UUAACCGCCCAGACAACUCUUUUCAAGGAUUUGCCAUCUAGAGGAAUAGCUUAAUGUUAAUCAACAACCGCAGUAUUGAGUUGAUUGGAGUGAGAGCUAAUAGAGCCAUAGCUAAUACUUACCGAGUGUUCUGUGCCAGGCAUUGCACCAAGGCUUCACAAACACACCUGGGUUUUCAAACACACACACAGCCUUCCUGCGAAGCCAUCACUACAGUUCAACGUGUUUUGUAGCGGAAGCUUGGAGAAGUUAAUAACACACCCAGGGUCACACAGCCAGCAAAACAAGUGGAUUCAAACAUGAAUCCAGAUGGCAUAACCCCAGAAAUACUUGCCCUUUUAGCCAAAAUGCUGUGCCUCUAGGUCAAGAACACAUUUACCACCCACAUCUGGGUAUCAUCUGGGUUUGUGGGCCUUAAAAAGCUGCCUCAGCCAGAGAGAGGCUCAGAUUUGGAAGGGACUUUUGCAGAGCAUUUAUCCCACUGAAAGUUACUGAGGGUAUUAAUACUUGGUGAAUCAUUUGAUCUGUGUCUUUCCCAGGUUCUAACUGCUCUGGCGCAUCAUUUUUGUAGUUUUAUCCACUUUGCCUGCUAUCCGUGAAAGUUGUCUCCUGAUAAUAAUAAAAUCGCACGUUUUCUGACUCCACCCCUACCUGAACUUUCUUCCUAGCACUAGCUCCUGCCCCUGUUGUCCUCUCACCAUCUUGCAAAUCCCUAUAGGACUAAAGAAGUGAAAAAUGUGUAUCAGAUACAUCCUGCAUUGAGCUUUCUUUUUGUUUCUGUUUUAAUAUACAAUUAUUUGCGUCCAGCUUGUUCUUCAUUCCUAGGUGCCCCAGCCAUGUCACUGCCCUCUCUCUAGUGACCCAUGAAAUAUGGCCAACAAGCCGGCUGAGCUCAAAGGCCUCAUGGCAGGUGAUAUGCAUUCCCAGUAGGUAGUGCUGUGGCAAAACUGACCAACUCAGGUGUGUGCAGGCUGAUCUCUAGACUUUGCUUCUCUCCCUGAAAACAUCAAUAUCUUACAUCAUAAAUGUAGAGGAAAGGGGUUCACAGUCCAGAGUUCAUCCCCAUCAUAGACAGUGUCACCAUCGGGGCAGGGGCACCGUGACCAGACACGUCUACCUGGAGUUCUCAGGGUGCCCUGCAAAGGGCAGAUCCAGCCCGUGAGUACUCCCCAGCCUCUGCCUGUGCUCCCGCCUGAGAGACCAGGCAGCGGACAAUCCUAACUGGAGCCCAGGUCCAGCCUAGUGUCUGAAUCGCAAAGUAGUUCAAAGACUGAGUCACCCCGAGGAGCAGAGAAAUCCGAGGUAUGAAGAUCAGUGAACUUCCUGGUUCCCUUUCCCCGCGAGUGAGACAGGAGCCCAUGGACAUCCAGCAGCAGCAGGAGCAGUCCUCUCGGGUCAUGAGCUCGGACAAGGAUGGGACCCAUCUGCACCAUGGAGGGCAGGCCUGUAGCUCUCCCCCUGGGAGAUGCCAAGUCAGAGUCCCUGAGUACUCACCGUUUGCCCAGGGAUGGGACUUCUGUGAGGCCACAGCUGCUGGGCGGAGGGAUGCAGGAAUGAUGUCCAGCACUGCCGGCUCCGGCGCUGUCUUCCUGAAGGAUUUUCCUUGGGCGACAGCUCAGACCUCACUCCUGCUUCUUCUGGGACUUCUCCUGCUGACUGCUCUUGGUUUCAUCUGGAAACUUCGCCGAGAGAAAGAUCGAGAAUGCUGGACCAAAGAGCAACUCCAAAGAGAGCUCCGCUGGAGAAAAGCCCAGAAAGUGGACGACUGGAAAAAAGCUCGGUCCUAUGCUGUUCAUGUGACUCUGGAUCCAAAUACUGCCUUCUUUGAACUCUUUCUGUCUGAAGAUCACCAAAGUGUGAAGCGGAGAAACUUGUGGCAGAAUCUUCCUGAAAAACCUGAGAGGUUUUCUUUUGACCCUUGUGUGCUGGGCCAUAGGUCCUUCUUUUCGGGGAGACAUUACUGGGAGGUGGAAGUGGGCGACAGGACUUACUGGGAGCUGGGGGUUUGUGAGGAAAACGUGGAUAGGGCUUGGGGGAUCGCAGAAUCACCUCAGAAUGGAUUCUGGGCUGUGGAACUCUAUGCUAAUAAGUACCAGGCCCUCACCUCCCCUCGGACUGCCCUCCCCCUGAGUGAGCCCCCCAGCCGGGUGGGGGUCUUCUUGGACUAUGAAGCUGGGCAUGUCUCCUUCUAUAGUGUGGCUGAUGGGUCCCACAUCUACACUUUCCCCCAGGCCUCCUUCUCUGGUCCUCUUCGGCCUUUCUUCUGCCUCUGGUUCUACCACCCAACCCCUCUGACCAUCUGCCACUGAACCCAUCUGUCCCCAUCCUUUCUGUCAGUUGAACAUACAAGGAUGGACUCAUCAUUGGGACUGAGAAGUCACAUUUCUGGGGACAAUGCCCCCAAGGCUCCAGCUGAGCCCCCCUGACCUUUUCUGCAGAUAAAGACUGGAGACAGUUAAUAAUUCUCCAGAGUUGAGUGGUACAGAGGCCAAAAAGGAUAAUGCAACCCCCUAGAAUGUUAUCAAGAGGGGCUGGUGUUGCCAUCCCAGCUGGAAACUGAAAAAGGGACCCCUAGAGAAACCAGAGACAAGAUACUGAUGGAAAGACUACCUGGGUGGAGUGUGAUCUCUGGUCUUGAGCUCCUUGUCUUUAAUGUCUGCAUCACAGAACAGCUGGAAGCUGAAUCUGGAUGGUGCUUGGCUGUUUUCACCCUCUUUUCAUACAAAGACUUUAUUUCAUUUUGACCCACAUGCAACCUGGGGAGAGACUAAAUAAAGUUCACAGAGAAAAGUCACUUUUCCAGAUCACUCUGUUGGUCUGGGACUUGAUGGCACCUUCAACAUUUUUACAUCUAAUGCCAAUCAUAGAGUGCCUCUAAGAGCUCAAUCAUUCCUUAUAAAAUGAUUGCAAUGACCCUUUCAAUGACGCUUUUUACCCCAGAUCCAAGAUUUACUUUUCUAGUUUGUGAAUUUGUUUACUGCUCCUUUCCCUAAUUAUCUUCCUACCUUUAGACUAUUUUACCUCAUCAACAGUUAAGUGCAUAUUAAUUUUUUCUAUGCUUUAUGCAAAUACACACACAGAGUUUUUCUAAUGAAAAUUGGGCUUUGUUAUAUAAUUGUCCCAUGACAUGCUUCUUUUACUUAAUACCAAGUCUUGGUGGCUCAGGCGGUAAAGCAUCUUCCUGCAAUGCAGGAGACCUGGGUUCAGUUUCUGGGUUGGGAAGAUCCCU